AUGGGCGCCUCCGCCUUUGUGGCCCCCGCCCCCAAGUUCAGCCGCACCCGCGGUGUUGCCCGCAUGUCCUUCGAGGACGAGGCCGGCGUGACCGCCCCCCUGGGCUACUGGGACCCGCUUGGCUUCUCCGCCGAUGGUGAUGUCGAGAAAUUCAACCGUUACCGCGCCAUCGAGAUCAAGCACGGCCGAGAACUGUCCCUGCUGAUCUCGAGAGGAUACCUGAAGUAG
Messenger RNA from Nannochloropsis gaditana CCMP526, 228 nucleotides. Its product is annotated as protein fucoxanthin chlorophyll a c protein. The transcript has 3 exons. The record is from RefSeq and is a predicted model, not a curated record. Bases 1 to 228 code for a protein of 75 amino acids.